GAUUCUGCGUAGCCGGCUGAAAGCUCAAUGUGAGCCUCACUUCUCAUCAUCAUUUCACUGAUGUCCUCUUGUUUUUGACAUUUUCUCUUCUGAAUUAAAUUUCUCAGCUGCCGAUGUCACAGCUGACAACCAGUGUCUGGAUGCUACCAAGGUGCACAAAGGGUAGAGGGAAUGGAAGAGAACUUUUAAGGCUGUUAUCAGUGCACCUUUCUUUUGAAUCUAGGCACUUUGGAUAGAUUUAUUUACUGUUGAGAGACUCUUCAACAAUGGAGGGAUUUUUGUUGUAGUGGAUGACUCAUUUAGGUUACCCCCCACCUCCAUCGAGACUGCUGGAUAUAGAUUUUUUUUUCUUUUGUUCCAUCUGCGCAUUUCACCUCUCAGAUACUCUGUAGAAUCUGUUGGGACUUUUAUGGAGUGUGAAAUAUUUGCAGUAAGUGUGAAGUUUGGAGGAGCAAAGUGAGACAAAGCAUGGCUGAUGGAACUGCAGCUGAGUAUUGAGCCCUUCAGUCCAGGGGAGGCAGCCCAGAGAUGACCACAGUGUCCAUGGAGCCUGUAGGAGUCCUCGUGGAAAGGAGUGCCAAUGCCACUGACCCCCCUCUGAACUCACACGAGGACUCAGCCGCCACCUUUACAAUUGGCACCAUUCUUUCCAUCAUGUGCCUUGUCGGAGUCUCGGGCAACAUCUACACCUUGGUGGUCAUGUGCCACUCCAUGAGGACUGCAGCUUCUAUGUACAUUUACAUCAUAAACCUAGCUUUGGCAGAUCUGCUGUAUCUACUCACCAUCCCCUUUGUGGUCUGCACACACUUCCUUAAGGGUUGGUACUUUGGGAACACAGGGUGUCGGAUUCUGUUCAGCAUGGACUUCCUGACCAUGCAUGCCAGUAUCUUCACACUGACAAUCAUGAGCACAGAGCGCUACUUCGCAGUGCUGAAGCCUCUCGACACAGUCAAGCGGUCUAAAAGUUACCGGAAGGCCAUCGCUCUGCUGGUCUGGGCUGCUUCUCUCAUCCUGGCCCUACCAAUGAUUGUGAGCAUUCAGCUAAUGACAGUGGGCAACAAAGCCAUGUGUCAGCCCAGCUUGUCCCCGCUCUCCUACAAGAUAUACAUCUCCUUCCUGUUUUGCACUAGCAUUGUCGCUCCAGGACUGAUCAUUGGCUAUCUCUACACCCAGCUUGCGCGCGCUUAUUGGGUUUCACAGACAGAGACCUUCAAACAGACCAAAAAACUUCCCAAUCAAAAGGUGCUGUACCUGAUCUUCACCAUCGUGCUCCUCUUCUGGGCAUGCUUCCUGCCAUUCUGGAUCUGGCAGCUGCUGAGUCAGUUCCACCCCUCGCUGUCCCUCUCCAUCAAAGCCAAACGCAACAUCAACUACCUGACCACGUGUCUGACGUACUCCAACAGCUGCAUCAACCCUUUCCUCUACACGCUGCUCACCAAGAACUACAAGGAGUACCUGAGGAAGCACAAGCGCUCCUGGACAGCUGGCAGCUACUUCAGCAGAAGGAGUCGUUUCCAGCGUUCACCUCGCCGGUCGCCAUCUUCCAGCAGUCAGCAGUGUACUGAGAGCUUCAUGCUCACACACACAGCCUCCCUGCAAGCUCAUAACAGCAGUUUGUGAGGUCAUGAUAUGAGAGUGGUGCUGGCUGAGGAAGAGGAAGCAAGGAAAGGCAAAACCUGUUGGAGAUGACACAAACAGUAGAAGACCCUGAACGCCUCAACACCACAACUGUGAAAGAGGACGAAGGAGAUAAAAGUUUCUAUUGCAUUUGCAGUUCAAUGUGUGUUGACACUACAGCACUAUAUGAGCACCAGUGAGAACUGAAUGAGAAGAUGGCUGCUGCUGUUUGACACAGUGUACAAAAUAGACACCCUCACGUCUGUAUUUAUUUGUCACUCCCAGGACUUCCUGUGGCAUGAGGAGAAAGAUCAGCGUCUUACAUAACAAAACAGACUUUUCAACACUUAUGCUUUCUCGUAUGUUUACCCUCUGUCCUUCUCGUGCUGAACUGUGUUGGCCUGCAAUUGAAAGUGUCUCUGAAACUGUUAUUUCUUGGAGAUUGAGAGGAGAUGUGUACACAGUGGCAACAGGGGAGUGAUGCUGUUGACGCACAAGAGAGGUAAGCACAACAUUAUUGAGGCAUCAGUGGUUUGAUUUAAAAAAAAAAGAAAAAAAGAAAAUAGCAUAGGAAUGUUAAUGUCAGUCAAGCUGAAGAGAAAA
Messenger RNA from Toxotes jaculatrix (banded archerfish), 2220 nucleotides. It is a transcript of the gene uts2r1, whose product is annotated as urotensin-2 receptor. Gene Ontology annotation, cellular component: membrane. Gene Ontology annotation, molecular function: urotensin II receptor activity. The record is from RefSeq and is a predicted model, not a curated record. NCBI's taxonomy places the organism in Eukaryota, Metazoa, Chordata, Actinopteri, Toxotidae. The transcript has 4 exons. Gene Ontology annotation, biological process: neuropeptide signaling pathway; regulation of blood pressure; blood vessel diameter maintenance. The coding region runs from base 529 to 1620 and encodes 363 amino acids.